Harpegnathos saltator (Jerdon's jumping ant) is the source of this 1687-nucleotide messenger RNA. RefSeq names its product protein gooseberry. The transcript is spliced from 6 exons. The record is from RefSeq and is a predicted model, not a curated record. Bases 73 to 1290 code for a protein of 405 amino acids. Lineage: Eukaryota; Metazoa; Arthropoda; Insecta; Hymenoptera; Formicidae. Gene Ontology annotation, biological process: regulation of transcription by RNA polymerase II; anatomical structure development. Gene Ontology annotation, molecular function: RNA polymerase II cis-regulatory region sequence-specific DNA binding; DNA-binding transcription factor activity, RNA polymerase II-specific.
AGAGAAGGAGAGAGAAAGAGAGGGAUAAAGAGAGAAAGAGAAAGAGGGAGAAAGAUUGGAAGCAACAGCUAGAUGGCAGUCAGCACUCUCAACAUGGCACCCUACUUCACUGGAUACCCUUUCCAAGGACAGGGUCGCGUGAACCAACUGGGCGGUGUGUUCAUCAACGGCCGCCCGUUGCCGAACCACAUCCGACUGAAGAUCGUCGAGAUGGCAGCGGCCGGCAUCAGGCCGUGCGUCAUAUCGAGACAACUGAGAGUUUCUCACGGCUGCGUCUCGAAGAUCCUGAAUAGGUAUCAGGAGACGGGAUCGAUCAGACCCGGCGUGAUCGGCGGUAGCAAGCCGCGAGUCGCGACGCCGGAGGUCGAGGCGAGGAUCGAGGAUCUCAAGCGACAAAACCCCGGGAUCUUCAGCUGGGAGAUACGCGACAAAUUAAUCAAGCAGGACGGAGUCUGCGACAAGGCUUCGGCACCGUCGGUGUCCAGCAUCUCCAGACUCCUGCGUGGUCCAGCGAAUCAGACUCGUCCUGACGACCCGCGUCGGAACCACUCCAUCGACGGAAUUCUCGCUGGAAGCAGCGGCGAUGACUCCGACACGGAGAGCGAGCCGGGUAUCGCACUCAAAAGGAAACAACGAAGAAGUAGAACUACCUUCACAGGCGAGCAACUGGAGCAACUGGAAGCGGCUUUCCACCGCACGCAAUAUCCCGACGUAUAUACGAGGGAGGAACUCGCGCAAAAAACGAAAUUGACGGAAGCGCGAGUGCAGGUCUGGUUCAGCAACAGGCGUGCCAGGCUCCGCAAACAGCUCAACAGUCAACAGUUGAACGCCUUCAACACUAUGAGCCUGCAGUCCUUCCAGACUCAGCACUAUGGCAGCGGUGCUGAGAGCUAUCAGAGCUACGGACAAGCGAGCGUUGCUGCCGCCGCAGCGACCACCGCCGGCUAUCCUCAGCAUUACAACUAUGGAGAGAACUACUAUGCGGCGCAGCAGCAGUGGCCACGGGCGACCCCGGAAAAUUACGGAUUGUUCAACGCCUCCCAUUACGGCAGCGGCAACCUUGCCUCCAACUUGACUUCCAGCAAUCUCAAUCUGGGCAGUCUGGGUGGCAGCGUAAGCCCGACCGCGUCUAACAUGAGCGCCUGCAUGGUGCAAAGUGCAUCCUCCUCCGGGGUACCAGCCCCGACGGGAAUGACGCACCAUGUGACACCACACAGCCCCAGCGAGGCUAAAAGCGGAUAUCCGUACUUGGGUGGCAUUGACUCCCAGGUUUGCGGAAGAGUUCACUGAAGCGCUAAGUAAUUCUUCGUCGUGAGGAUUACUCGUCAUCGACGAGUCGGUCGCGUGUGCGCGAUUACACGCAAUACACGAUGAUACGCGGUGUAAAAAGGGAGCCUAAUUGAAUAUAGUCGCUUCAUCGUUAUUGUCAUCUGUUCUAAUCCCUUUCGAUUCAAAGUUCGUUGUAAGAAUGUUCGCGUAAAACACGAAAAAAAAAGCAUCCAUGUGCUUAUAAAAAUUUGCAAUGUUUUCUUAGCUUCUGUUGUUUAAUGUUGUUGUUGUUACUCUCACGUGUAUACUUUUUCUUUGCUUAAAAGACGAAAAGACUCGAUGUUAAUUAACGCUCAUAGGACGAAGGUAUCUCAUACAAAGAUUAUAGAUUUCGGAACAUAGUCGAAAUUAUUUUAUA